ACUACAAAAAUCAUAAGACAAAGUUCAAAGCUUUUGAAAUUGUCUUCAUUCAUCAUACAUACUACACUACUAGAGAUACCAUACCAAAUAUGCUUAAGUAGAGAAAAAUCCAGAGAGAAAAACCCUUAAUCAUAUACACAAUAGUCCACAAUAACAUGUUUAAUACUAAUAGCAACCAUUUUCUGAUAGUAAUUAUGGUUCUUUCACUAGUCUUAAACACUCAAGGGCAAGAAAAUAGAGAAACACAGAACAUGGCAGAGUUACCAAAAGGUGUUACUCCAAGUAAAGGUGUUGUAAUAAUAGUACUUUCCAUAAUGUUUUUCCUAACUUUUAUCUUACUUGUAUAUGUCAAAUUCUGUCGUGUUACUCCUAUUCAUCUUCUAAACCCAAACUCUCUUAAUCUUCAAAACAAUCUAGGACAAACUCGAUCGAGGUCUAUAAAUUCUGGCGUUGAACAAAAAGUAAUUGAAACACUUCCUUUCUUCAAAUUCUCUUCUUUAAAAGGAUCCAAACAAGGCUUAGAAUGUACCGUUUGUUUAUCGAAAUUUGAAGACGAGGAGAUUCUGAGAUUGUUGCCGAAAUGCAAGCAUGCUUUUCAUAUGAAUUGUAUUGACAAGUGGCUUGAAAGUCACUCUACUUGUCCUCUUUGCAGGUAUAUGGUUGAAGAAAGUGACAUCAGAAACUUCACCUUUUCAUUCAGCUCAAGAUUCUUAAGAGUCCCUUCAAAUUUAAGUGAAGAUCCAAAUCUUGAAAUCUUUAUUCAGAGACAACCAUCACAAAGAAAGAACAAAAAAGAAGAACAAGAACAUGAACAUGAACUUGUUCUUCUUGAUCAUGAAGAAGGUGGAAGCAGCAAUGUUACAAAGUGGAAGCAAGAACAAACUUUGCAUAUGAUUAAUCAUAAAAUAUUGAUCUCUGAUGUUGUUACAAGGAGUAGGUGGAGUGAUCUUAAUUCUUCAGAUUUGUUAUCAUUGAAUAGUGAAAUGCUUCAUGAUAUGUCAAGCACUAGAUUCUCUCCUGAAUUUCAUGGAAUUUCAAGUGUUCAUUCUGAUGAAGAAGAAAAUUCGUUUACGGCAUUGAAUCCUGGUGAGAAGAGGAGUAUGUCUGAGAUAGCAAAUGUUCCAAGGUUUGUCGAAAUCAGUAGAAGUGGGGAGAAUGGAAGUGAUGAGAGGUUGUGGAGGAUUUGGAUGCCAAUUGCAAGGAGAACAGUUCAAUGGUUUGCAAGACAAGAAACAAACUCUGUUCAAUUACAACAACAACAUAAACAUUUAGUUUCAAACGUUUGAUCAUUGUGUACAUUUUGAUUCAUUGUCGGUUUAAUCAGAUAAAAUAUACUUACCAGAGGAUUACAAUCUUAUAAUAUAGCAUGCAAAUGUGUGGUUUAUGAAUAUGUAGAAGUAAAGGUAUAAUGUAUCAUUCAUUUUGUUCUUCUAAGUUGAUUAGGAACACUUUAUGUGGAA
Messenger RNA from Medicago truncatula (barrel medic), 1460 nucleotides. Its product is annotated as E3 ubiquitin-protein ligase ATL42. The transcript has a single exon. The record is from RefSeq and is a predicted model, not a curated record. NCBI's taxonomy places the organism in Eukaryota, Viridiplantae, Streptophyta, Magnoliopsida, Fabales, Fabaceae. The coding region runs from base 156 to 1286 and encodes 376 amino acids.